AUGUUUGCACAAGAGGAGGGAAAAAAACGUUUUACAAAUUUUAUACGAAAUAGCUCAAUGUGCUGUGACUUUCCCCCGGGGGAUUCUUUGGGAGCUAAUUACAUGAAUAAUCUGAAAAACAAAUUAUUUAAUUUUGGUAACAUAGAUUUGAAUGAAUUGACUGAAGGAGGAAGAACUGAAGGUCGAAACAAUACAGAGAAAGCAUUGAGUGCUCCAAGGAUAGAUGGAAAUAGAAACACAAAUGGUAGCGAUAGUGGAUGUGUAAAUAUGAGCAGACAUAACAGUAUGGAGGUCACUGGAGUCUCUAGUGGAGAGUUAAGUGGAAAGGUAAAUAUAGAAUCGAAAGUUGAACAGAACGGAAAUAAAGUGACUGAAAAAGUAGACAACAUAAGUUAUGUGAACGCUGAAUCUUAUUAUAAGAAGGAAAAAUUAAACCAUGGUAAUAGUAAUCCCCCAUUGAAAGAGAAGAGGGAACGAAGUCCAAGUGAUUAUCUAAACAUGAAGAAAAGUAAACUAAUUAACAACUUAAAUUUUUUCAUGCGUGUGUGCUGCAACAAGAAUUCGUACAUAAAAUUCAUUAACCACUACUUUAACAUAAUAUAUAGUAACAACAUUAGCAUAUUAUUUAAAUAUGAAGGAAUUUUGCAAAAGUUUGAUGAAAAAAAUGAGAUGAAUUUAACAGAACAUGACUAUUAUAAUGGGUAUAUGAAACUGAACCAGGUGCCAAUUGUUAUAUAUGCGAAUAGCAGAAGCAGUGGAAAAGAGAACAUUGAAGACAUUAGCAAUAACUUGUUAAACGAGAUGAAAAUAGACAUAGAAACAAACCAAGAAUGUUUGAGAAAUAAUACUAACCUUGAAUAUAGUGUUUUAAAUUUCAUCAACAUAUAUGACAAUUUAACAGUAAAGUUUUUCAAUCACAUUUUUACAAAAAUUAGUAACAGUGAAAUGAAUAUACAUAAUGCAAACAUCGAUAGUAUAAUUCAUAAUUUUCUAUAUAAAAAACAUUUGUUAAAAGAAAACGUUUUCAAUUUACUAUUAAAUAUAAGCAAAGCCUAUGAAAUAAAACAUGCCAGUGUUCUUGUGGAUAUAAAAAAUGACGAACAUGUGAAGGAAAAAAAUGAAAAAAUAAUUUUUGAAAUGCUCAAGGACAAGGUCGAGGGAAGACGUAUGCAUUCAAAGCAGAGGGAUAACACAUCUUCUGCGAAUAUUUCUGUGUAUGGAAAGGGGAGAAACAUAGUGAAUAGUGUAGAGAAGAGCAUGCAGAACGGUGUAGAGAAGAGCAUGCAGAACAGUGUAGAGAAGAGCAUGCAGAACAGUGCAGAGAAGAGCAUGCAGAACAGUGUAGAGAACAGUGUGGAUAACAGAGGCGAUAAUAGAGAUCAUCAUAAGACCCUUAAAAGCACUGAGUGUAAUAUGCAUGAUCGUGCUUUGCAUGGUUCCUAUGAAAAUCGGAGUGGAUACAAUUAUGAACAUGUUCAGGAGGAAUAUGGAAAAAAGGGAAUGGAAAAUGAUGAUCAUGAUAAUAUAGAUAAGUGGAGUAAAUCAGAAAUGAAUAUGUCGACACGUGAUGAAAUAAACGAAUUGUCUAGUAAAGGGAAAGAGAUUGAAGAAUCAGCUGAUAUGUUUUGUGAAAUAAAAGAUGCGAAUAUUAACAAUAGCAAUUUUAAUAACAUGAUUAGCAAUAACACAGAUGUGACUACGACAACAAUCGGGAGUGGUAUGUCUACAUCUACUGGAAUUACCAUUGAGAACACUCCUAAUUUUCAAGCCGAUUUGACUAUAGAGGAUAGAAAAACAAAUGUGAAAAAGGAAAUGACAUCCAUGAGUUUGAUUAGCUCAAUCGGAGAAAAGGGGGCUCAAUGUGAUGGGGAAAAUAGCCGUGGUAUUUGCGUCGAUUGUGUUGGUUGUGGAAGCCAUAGUAAUUGUAGUUACAUGUUCAGAAUGCAGAAUGGAGAAAACUGUCUUUUAGAAGACAUCAAAGAAAUGCUAAACAAGGAAAUAGACUCAUAUGACAACUAUUACAGUAAAAACAUGGAGGAUGAAGAAGAAGAAGAAAAAGAAAAGAAUAUGAAUCUUAUAGAGAAUAUAUAUACCUUUUUGAAAAAUAAUGUAUUCAUCCCAAGUAACAAUAUUUAUACGGAUUUUAUUGAAAAUGGGAAUGAUAUAUUUUUAAGUAAAGUAAAAAAAAACGACAAAGCUACAUAUUUUAAAUUAAUAGAAAGAUUUGAUCGGAUGUAUAAUCUAAUAAAUGAAUUCAAGAGUAAUCACACGAUAAAUGAAGUAAAUGAAGAAAAUGUUAGCCAAGACAUGAGCGAACAAUUUCCCAAACUUAGAAAGAGAAGAUGUAGUAAUGAUGAAUACGAACUUAGAAGUUCUAGUCACACGAGAAGAUCUUUGCGAAAUUGUAAUAGCAAGAAGAAUCAACCGAUUAAGAGAAGCAAAAGAAUUAUCAAAAAAGCUCAGAUGUCCAAAAUUAAAAAAAUGAAGUAG
Messenger RNA from Plasmodium gonderi, 2490 nucleotides. RefSeq lists its product as hypothetical. The record is from RefSeq and is a predicted model, not a curated record. The transcript has 2 exons. NCBI's taxonomy places the organism in Eukaryota, Apicomplexa, Aconoidasida, Haemosporida, Plasmodiidae. The coding region runs from base 1 to 2490 and encodes 829 amino acids.